Messenger RNA from Malurus melanocephalus (red-backed fairy wren), 498 nucleotides. Its product is annotated as transcriptional regulatory protein AlgP-like. The transcript has a single exon. The record is from RefSeq and is a predicted model, not a curated record. Lineage: Eukaryota; Metazoa; Chordata; Aves; Passeriformes; Maluridae. Bases 1 to 498 code for a protein of 165 amino acids.
AUGCGGGCAGCCCGGGCCGCGCUCACCUCCCGCCGCCGGCCCGGCCCGGCGCGCCGCCGCCUCCUGCUGCCCUGCUCGCUGGCGUGGGCGGCCGCGGCCGUCAGGGCUGGCGCUCCCGCCGCGGCGGCGGCUCCCGCUGCGGGUGCUGCUGGUGCCGUCCCGCGCCGGCGCGCAUCGCCCCCACCCGCCCGCCCGCCCGGGCCCGUGGCCGGCGGCGGCUCCCGCCCUGCGUGCCGGCUGCUCGGCGCGCCCGCAGCCCGGCCCGCUCCUCCUCUGGCGGCGGCGGAGGCCGCACAAGAGCCCUAUUGUAUUAUUGACACUGCUGGGCUCCAGGCCCCGCCUCUUCCCCUUCCCUCCCUGCCCGCGCCGGGCCUUCCUGCCAGCUGCGCCGGCAGAGCCGCCCCCCGCCCGGAGRGGAGCGGGAAGCGGCCGGGGGAAGGAAGAAGGGCCAAGUGUCUAUUGAAGGUGUGGAGCGCAUGUCCUGUGAGCAGCGGCUGA